Molecule: messenger RNA, 2450 nt
Organism: Camelina sativa (false flax)
Lineage: Eukaryota; Viridiplantae; Streptophyta; Magnoliopsida; Brassicales; Brassicaceae
Source: RefSeq, a predicted model, not a curated record
UCAUUUUUUUCUUUUUCUUUACACUCUCUUUUGCUCUCUCUCUCUCUCUCGCUCGUCUCUUCAUCGGAAACCAUGACGGACGGCCACUCCUUCAAUAACAUCUCUCUCAGCGGUCGCGGCGGAACGAACCCUGGCCUUCUUAAGAUUAACUCUGGAGGUAUUCAAUGGAAGAAGCAAGGUGGUGGGAAAGCUGUGGAAGUUGACAAAUCUGAUAUUGUAGGUGUUAGUUGGAUGAAAGUUCCAAAGACUAAUAAUCAGUUGGGGGUCAAAACCAAAGAUGGGUUAUACUAUAAGUUCAUUGGGUUUCGGGAUCAGGAUGUUGCAAGUCUGACCAGCUUUUUCCAAAGUAGUUAUGGGACAACACCUGAAGAGAAACAGUUAUCUGUUAGUGGUCGAAAUUGGGGAGAGGUUAAUUUGAAUGGGAAUACUCUCACCUUUUCGGUUGGUGCAAAGCAAGCUUUUGAAGUAUCCUUAGCUGAUGUUUCGCAGACUCAGCUUCAAGGAAAAAAUGAUGUCAUAUUGGAGUUCCACGUUGAUGACACUGCUGGUGCCAAUGAGAAAGACUCACUGAUGGAGAUAGGUUUUCAUAUUCCUAAUUCCAACACCCAGUUUGUUGGUGAUGAAAACCGUCCGCCCGCUCAAGUUUUUAAUGACGAAAUCAAGUUAAUGGCUGAUGUUACUGCUGGAGCUGAGGAGGCGGUCGUCACAUUCGAGAGUAUUGCAAUCCUCACACCCAGGGGUCGGUACAGUGUGGAACUUCACCUUUCUUUCUUACGUUUGCUAGGACAAGCUAAUGACUUUAAAAUCCAAUACAGUAGUGUUGUCCGCUUGUUCUUGCUUCCUAAGUCAAAUCAACCACACACAUUUGUUGUUAUCUCUCUAGACCCACCAAUCCGGAAAGGUCAGACAAUGUACCCCCACAUUGUGAUGCAGUUUGAGACUGACGCCGUUGUAGAAAGUGAACUGUCAAUUAGUAAUGAUCUUAUGAAUACAAAGUUCAAGGACAAGCUGGAGCGAUCAUAUAAGGGUCUCAUUCAUGAAGUAUUCACCACCGUGUUGCGUUGGCUGUCUGGUGCAAAGAUCACUAAACCAGGGAAGUUCCGCAGUGCCCAAGAUGGGUUUGCAGUGAAAUCAUCUCUGAAGGCAGAAGAUGGGGUUCUUUAUCCACUUGAGAAGGGCUUUUUCUUUUUACCUAAACCUCCAACGCUUAUACUUCAUGAUGAGAUUGACUAUGUGGAGUUUGAAAGGCAUGCUGCUGGUGGUUCUAACAUGCAUUACUUCGAUCUUNACCCACCAAUCCGGAAAGGUCAGACAAUGUACCCCCACAUUGUGAUGCAGUUUGAGACUGACGCCGUUGUAGAAAGUGAACUGUCAAUUAGUAAUGAUCUUAUGAAUACAAAGUUCAAGGACAAGCUGGAGCGAUCAUAUAAGGGUCUCAUUCAUGAAGUAUUCACCACCGUGUUGCGUUGGCUGUCUGGUGCAAAGAUCACUAAACCAGGGAAGUUCCGCAGUGCCCAAGAUGGGUUUGCAGUGAAAUCAUCUCUGAAGGCAGAAGAUGGGGUUCUUUAUCCACUUGAGAAGGGCUUUUUCUUUUUACCUAAACCUCCAACGCUUAUACUUCAUGAUGAGUGCAGCUCCAAAGGUUUGAAGAUUAUGAACCUUGGAGGUGCCGGAAGCGCAGACGGAGGUGUUGCUGCUGUUCUUGGGGAUAAUGAUGAUGAUGAUGCUGUUGACCCCCAUCUUGAGCGUAUCAGAAACCAAGCUGCUGAUGAGAGUGAUGAGGAGGACGAAGACUUUGUUAUGGGUGAGGAUGACGACGGUGGUUCACCAACUGAUGAUUCUGGCGAGGACGACUCUGAUGCUAGUGAAGGCGGCGGAGGAGAGAAAGAGAAAUCUAUCAAAAAGGAUCUCAAGAGAGAAGCUUCAUCAUCUUCGAAAGGAUUGCCUCCUAAGAAGAAAGUGUUAGCCACAGAUGAAGGCAGUAGUAAGAAGAAGAAGCAGAAAAAGAAGAAAGAUCCCAACGCACCAAAAAGAGCAAUGUCUGGUUUCAUGUUCUUCUCUCAAAUGGAAAGAGAUAACAUAAAGAAGGAACACCCGGGAAUAGCAUUUGGAGAGGUGGGAAAGGUGCUUGGAGAUAAGUGGCGUCAAAUGUCUGCUGAGGAAAAAGAGCCGUAUGAAGCCAAAGCCCAAGUUGACAAGCAGCGUUACAAGGAUGAGAUUAGUGAUUACAAGAACCCUCAACCGAUGAACGUGGACUCAGGAAACGAGUCCGACAGUUCCUAAACUUUGAUACCCCAAGAUUCUCUAGUACUGUAGUAGUAGUAGUAGUAGUAGUAGUAUCAUCUUCUCAAAUGUAGCGAUUUUACGAUAAAAUAACGAUAUGACUUAUAAAAUCUUAUCUUUAGCUGCUUUGAGUUAUAACUUGAAGUCUAGAAUACUUCUGAUGACAA